AUGACCAGCCUCUUCCGCAAACACAACACCCCCAAACCCCUCCACACCAGAUGGGGCGACGUCACCAUCUCGACCCCAACCGACGGUGCCUGGAACCAAUACCACAACCCCCAUCACCCCCACAAGGCCUACGACUACGGCCCGGGCUUCAUCCCCGAACACCCCCCGCUGGCCGAACCCGCCCCGCGACCCGUGUCCUUCUCCCGCCGCCUUUCCAUGCGCCUCUCCCCGCGCUCCAGGACAAGCCUCGCAGCGUCCGCCUCAGCCCGCAGAAGCGACGACUGCCAGCCGCUGCUCGACCGCGAGUCGCACUUUGCCUACCGCCCCAUCCAGCAGGACUAUCCGCGCGAAGUCGAAAAGGCCGCGGCCGCGGCCACUCCCAGCCCCAGCCUCAACCGGCCCUCUAGCCAUCGCCAGAGCCAGACCUCGCCGCAGUUCCGGUAUAUCCCGGCGCGCACGCGGUAUGAGGAGGAGUUCGCGCGCACCUCGCCGCGCAGCUCGUGCGGGAGCAGUAGCCUGGCGCCUAGCGAGGACGAGAACCGCCGGUUCUCGCUGUAUGCGGGGCAGGAGGGUGGAGCGUGUGGUAACUAUGAGAGUCCGCGCCUGUCGCCUGAUUUGGGGUGGAUGGUUGGCACGGCGGUGCCGCGACGGGGCUCGGCGGGCAAGAAGCGGUUUUCCACACGCCGGAUGACCAUGACGAUGGUGCCUGAUGCGGAGGAUAUCUAUGGGUGA
Molecule: messenger RNA, 732 nt
Organism: Aspergillus clavatus NRRL 1
Lineage: Eukaryota; Fungi; Ascomycota; Eurotiomycetes; Eurotiales; Aspergillaceae
Exons: 1
Coding region: 1-732 (243 amino acids)
Source: RefSeq, a predicted model, not a curated record